AUCUACACGCCCGUGGAAACUUGUCACAAUUUUUAUCACAGAACCAAGUGUCAAUGUAAUUUUCACCAGGAGUAAGAGCGAUUGAAUCCUGGAAUGCAGCAAAUCCCAAUACGAGCUGCAGAUUGUCCUUAAAUUUGUGGUUUUCCUAACAAUUACCUUCGGAAGUGUGCAGCGAAUUGGUGUGACUUAAACGAGUACGAUUAUCCGACAGUGGAAUAGAAAGGGAUAUUGAGAUGGAAACCAGCAGGAUAAUCAUUCUCGAGGUGUACAGGAUUUGUAAAUAGAGCGAAACCUAAUGAAGAAAUUAUUGGCCUCAGCAACGGGUGUGAACCGAAUACGGACUCGGGGCAUACAUUUCGGGGUUACGUGGUUCUUGUUGGCAGCUCGUUGAUACAAGAAUUGGAAGCGCUUCCAGAGAAUCGCGUAAUUGUUUGAGUAGCGUUACGGAUUCGCUCAUGCGAAGAGAACGCUACCCAUCACUACCAUCACCUACCGGCAUGGCAUGCGCGUGGGGCGGGAUGUGAGUCGCGGGGGAUUGCCAGCGGAGAAAUAAUUGAAUGUAUUGAAGACACCACUCGUCGUAUAGUAUUUAAACUAGGCCAACCGCAGGUAGUUUACUGAACUGGCGGCGGCAAACCGGAAAAACAAUGGAGCAGGAAAUCGGGAGCUGGGACUCGGUGCUGCUGGAGAACCUGUCCGAAGAUAGUUUCAUCAACAAUUUGCAUCAGCGCUAUAAAAGGGAUUUGAUAUACACGUAUAUUGGAACGUUUCUGGUGGCAUUGAAUCCGUUCAAACCUCUGACUAUAUACACGCCGGAUCUAGUGCGAAAGUAUGCCAACAAAAGUCUCUUCCAGCUCCCCCCGCAUAUAUUCGCCCUGGCCAACUCAGCUCAUCAGUUCCUGCUUAACUACAACGAGGACCAAUGCAUCGUGAUGUCGGGCGAAAGUGGAGCCGGCAAGACGGAGUCAGCGCGGAUGAUAGUCCAUUUCCUGACGCAGAUAUCGGAAAUGAGGCGUAUCCGGCCACCCAUUUUCUCCCUGAAAGGCUCCAAUCCAAACUCCCGUCAGUCGACACCGAAACACUGCUCGUUCAGCCGAGUAGGCUCAUCGUUCGAGAGUAGCACAGGCGCCGGUACGGGACGUUUGGACAGUAUUAUAAAGUAUAAUACUACGCGGAAAUGCUCCCACGAAAAAACGGUCGAGUUCGAUCUGAUAUCGCAUCACAAAAGUUCAGAAAACCUCGCGAUGCUAAUGGGUGGCACUGGGAGUGGUACAUUCUCCACUGGGAGCACCCCGAAAUGUUUGAAACACUCGAACCAAUCGAUCAGUCGUUCCACGGAAGCGAACGAGUUCCCGACCAAAUCUACCCUCAAAUCAUCGUUCACGACCUGUCCGAAGCACAACUGCACCUCCACCAGCACUAGCACCUGCAGCAGCCACAUGGAUCUGCAUCGUAUGUGCGGCGGAAACUCGAUAAACUCGCCCUCGCUUCAGAAACGCUGCAAUCUGAGCCGCUGCUGUCACCAGAGCAGCAAUCGCUCGAUCCACAAAUCUUCCUCGUCGAUUGCGCUGACGUAUGAGCACAGUGGGGGCGGAAGCAGCAUGUCACCAUCCCUGCAUCGGAGGCGGAUACUGAAAUCGAUCACCAAGGAGGUGUACCUGAGGGACUUGGAGCUGGCGAAAAUGCGCGAGAGGGUAGCGCAAGCGGAGGUUUUCCUGGAAUCAAUGGGGAAUGCACUCACCGGGAAGAAUGCCAACUCGAGUCGAUUCGGAAAGUUUUACGACAUCGAGUUCGACUACAAAGGAGAUCCCACUGGCGGGCAUUUGACGAUAUAUAUGCUGGAAAAGGCUCGCGUCACAACGAGGAGUCCAGGGGAGCGAAACUUUCACAUAUUUUACCAACUACUAUCGGGUGCCGAUAUUCAACUGCUCAAAUCACUCAAACUGCAACGUAAUGUGGACAGGUAUGAACUGCUCAAAUAUGGCCUAACCAAUGAAGAGGAUCGCCCGAAUUUUGUUUUCACGAGACACUCCCUAGAAGCUCUCGGCUUUGGUCAAGAUGAAAUCUUUUCAAUUUUCACGAUUCUUGCGGUGGUGCUUAAACUUGGAAAUCUUAUCUUCAUACCCACGACCAACAUCGACGGGAGCGAAGGUUGUGAAAUUUCGAACGAGUACGAACUCGAGGAAAUAGCCCAACUACUCCAGCUGGACGGUCGCCUGCUGUUCCAUUGUCUGACGCGAAUCGGCGAAAGCUGGGAUCAGAUUGUGUCGGACGGGUCGGAAAUAGAUGCUGCGUACGCAUCGAGAAUCAGAUUCGCUCUCUGCAGAACGCUGUACGGGCGGUUGUUUACACUCAUGGUGGCCAGAACCAACGAGCAGUUGAAGCUGAAACAGCACGGUAUGGGAAUGGGCGGAAUAGUGCGGGGGCGAACCGUCGGACUGCUGGACUUCUUUGGGUUCGAAGUUCUGGAGAAGAACUCACUGGAACAGCUUGCGAUCAACUACUGCAACGAGCGGUUGCAACAGCAUUUCGUAAGAAACGUUUUGAAGUAUCAGCAGGAUUUAUACGUGGCUGAAGGUUUGGAGUGGAUCAAGAUUGAUUUCUUCGAUAACCAGGGUAUUUGUGAGCUGAUAGACAAACCCUGUUACGGUAUCCUGCAGCUGAUCGAUGAGCCGCAGAUAAUCAACGACGGGAUAUUGCUCACUCGAUUGCAUCAGUGCUGCUCGGGCCACACAAAUUUUCUAGCUCGUGAUCCUAGUUUGCCUUCGAAUAGCUUCCAAAUUCGUCACUUUGAGGGACCAGUGCUAUACGCAACCAAUGGCUUCGUCGAGAAGAAUAUCGAUUUCCUGCCAAAACACGUCAGCGCCUGUUUGUAUCAAAACUGCGAGUUGCCGAUCGUGGCGAAUCUCUUCCCCGAGGGCAAUCCGAAGCGCCAAAGCAUCGCUCGAAAGCCAACCAGUUUGAGUACAAAUCUUCGCAACACGCUGCAGACCCUCCUGAAACAGCUGGAGCAGCGCUACAAUCACUACAUUUUUUGCAUCAAACCAAAUGAACUGAGGCAGUCAAAAAUGUUCGAACUUGGUUUGGUGCAGCACCAGGUGCGAUACAUGUGCCUAAUGCCGUUGAUAAAUCUGUGGCGCAACGGUCACUACUUCAACAUGAUCCACUCGCGCUUCGUGCAACGCUACAAACUGCUCUGUCAGUACACGUGGCCUCACUUCAGCGGAUCCAUGAUUGACGGAGUGGCGCUGAUAAUCCGUAGUGUUCCACUGCCAGCGGCAGAAUUCACCAUUGGUCGAAAGAAGGUAUUCAUUCGGAGUCCCCGGACGGUGUACGAGCUUGACGAGUUCCGAAAGGUACGGCUCAAUGAAUUGGCUAUGCUGAUCCAGAAGACGUAUCGGUGCUACACCAAACGGAAACAUUUCCUUGCCUUACGAACAAGCCAAAUCGUGAUAGCGCACACUUGGAGAAGCUGGAGGGAACGCGAGAAAAUACGAAUAAGCGAGUUCAAGAAACAAGCACACUGGGCGGUACAGGUCAUUGGACGAUUUUUCGUACUCAUAAAGACGCGUGAAUUUUUGUUCACCCUUCUGUUGCGACUGCCCCAUGACAACAUGAGUCCCAUCUGUCACGAGUGGCCUACGGCACCAUCCUUUCUCGCCGAAACAUCCCAACUGCUGCGCAAUAUCUUCCAUCGGUGGCGAUGCUACAAGUACCGGAAAUCAUUCGACCAGCCGGCCAGAAAUCGAAUGCGCGAAAAGGUGACGGCCAGUAUUAUUUUCAAGGAUCGGAAAGUCUCCUAUCCGCGAACUGUGGCUCAUCCCUUCCACGGAGACUACAUCCGUUUGCGACAGAACGUUCAAUGGAAGCGAGUCAGCUGUGAACACAAUGAUCAAUACGUGGUUUUCGCGGACAUUAUCAACAAAAUAGCCCGCUCCAGCGGGAAGUUCAUCCCCAUCCUGCUAGUGGUUUCCACCAACUCGAUGCUUCUGCUAGACCAAAAAACAAUGCAAAUCAAGUAUCGGAUACCGGCCUCCGAGAUCUACCGGAUGUCACUGAGUCCAUUUUUCGACGACAUAGCUGUCAUUCACAUACGUGCUGAUAAUUACAGCUCAAACAUGUCGGAUCGCUCCGAGUCGCCAACGGGGUGCUUAUUUCAGUCGGAAAUCGGCAAGAAGAAAGGCGACUUUGUGUUACAAACUGCCCACUCGAUUGAGAUCGUGACGAAGCUGUUCUUGGUCAUUCAGAAUGCUACCGCCAAGUCGCCGGAGAUUGUCAUCAGUACCGAAUUCGAGGCCAAUUUCGGUCAGCAGACAGUUGUGUUCACGUUCAAGUGUGGCAGCCUGGUGGACAAUCCGUACAGCCAGGCGCGCGUCCAACGCAAGGGCAACCGGAUGGAGGUGAUCGUGUAACAGAGGGCGUCACCGGAGGGUGGAAGUGGUGGUGUCACCGACAAGGGCAUCGCAUUGUUCAGCUGCCAUUCCGAACAGCAGCAGCAGCAAUUGCAGCUUUUUGAGCUGGACAGCGAGGACGGGAUUGAGUUCGGUGUUCGGGGGUUGGAGUUCGACUAGGCAACGGGGUCAUUUGUGUAUUAUUUUGGAGCAAAAAUAAGAGGUUUAGAUAUUGAAGCAAUAUUUGAAUGUUUAUCGAGCAAGUUUGUGCGUACCGCAGUAAACACGGUGUUGAGUAAAUAUAUAUUGUAGGCUAUACAAUUGGAUGUUUAAAUUAGUGAGUUUCAGACGAAGUAUAGUUCAAAUACGGUUAGCGGGUAAGACGCGCAUCAUUUUAGAGGGUGACGAGAAAUCAAUUACGGUAACCUAUUAGCAAUUGGAAAUAGCAACACAUCUUGACAUUUUAAGAUUACCUUUUUAGCGAGAUAUUUUGUUGAUACGAUGAUGAAUCAUUGAACACAAUCAGAGGGGUUGUUCUAAACUAGAGGAAGAAUCAUUUCAUGAGCUCCAAACACUAAGCUUGGGCUCCUGUCUAUGGUGAUUUUCGAUUGCAAGGAUUUUUGUAACAUCCCCAACAAAGAGAUAGAGGUCGAAUAGAGCUCUGUAUCGGCUGUAAAAUAAUAUCGUUUAAGUCGAAGUCAAAUUUUAACCUAGAACUUAUUUUUGAUAUUGAUUUUAUUGACUACUUUCAUAAACCACGAAAUGAUGUUCAAAAGUUGAGAAAGAAAACAAAAAACACGUUUUAAUACAAGUGCUCACAUUUUUCAACUUGUUGAUCAACUACUUUUGGCAUUCUAAUAUAUUAAAACGAUAUGAACUAAAUCAAAAAAAGUAAUAUAGGCGACCUUCUCUAGUAGUAUAUUUAACGGAAACAAGUCGAAACCGUAGUUAAUUGACCUUAGCAAACUUUGAAGUAAUAUAACAUAAAAAAAAAAAACAGUAGAUUUAGGUAGCUCAAUUUGUCUCAACAAGUCGCAUUUAAAACAACACAGAAAACAGAUACUGGAGUGAAAAUAGUACCAUAGGGGACGAAAUGUUUCAUCAAAUUAUGAACUCAAAUGCGGGGAAAAAAAUAAAACAACAAAGUAUGAUAAUGAUAGGCCAAAUGAUAUGACAAUUAGAGCUGAAAAUUUAGUACACAAUAUAUUAACUAUUGCAGUUGUGAGGAAAAUUGAUAAAAGUUGAUAACCUAAAGACGCUUACUACAGUGACAGAUACUAUUAGAAACAGUGGACAUAACAAAGCUUAAAUUUACUGCGAAAUCGUACUUAAGUAGCAAUUGAAAAUAAAAGUUACAAAUACUGCAAAACCAUUAAUCGCGCGAGCGGUCAUUAGAAGAAACAAAAAACAUAACGUCGAUAGAGUGAAGGUUGACUAAAGCUGUUUUUUUUGUUUUGAUUUGGCAAACAUUGUGAGAAUGAAUCAAAUAGAAUACCUCAGUCGGUGUGUAACCAUUUUCGAUGUUGUGUCGAACUGAUUCAUUUCGAGUAAAAAGAAAAAAAAACAAUUGUGCAGACCAGAUACCGCGCGUGUUGAGCGGAUUGUUGAUUAUUAGCAGACUAACUAUCAUUAUUCACAAAGUGCGGAUUCUUACGGUCUUCUAAUGACUCGAAAAAAAAUUUUGUGCCAAAUUCGGAAUACCAACUUCGUGUAAGUUAAGUUCUAUCGCGCGAGUUCGUGCAAGAGUUUUAUCUGUAAGUUGCAAUCGUUUCGUACCUUAUAAACUUUUUCUAUGAAAUGUUUUUUUUUUUCGUCAGUCAUACAAAACGAAAAGUAGGAAACAAAAAUCUAGUGGUAUAUAUGUCGUAUAUUAUAAAAAAAAUGUAGCCGAUUUAGUGACUCGGCAGUACUCGAAAAAUAAGCUGUUGAGAAGUAACGAAAACACAAUAUUACAGUUAACAGAAGGAACAGUUUUUGAUAGUGGUAAAUUGUGCCAAGAAGCAACAAUUCUUGAAAUCUCGUUUGUGUAACAUGAGCCUUGUUUGCAGUUUUUUUCCGUGCUGUCAUGAACUUACUUGUUUCCCUGCAACUCUGUCUCUACGGUUUCAAACGAUUCUGUUCCAACUCAUACACUCAUUAACGUACGGAACGUAUAUUAAUUAGAUUACUGAUUUAUUCAUUUCAUUUGCUGCCUUAUUGAAACUUUAACGUAUUGUAUCUCAUCAAUUGAAUCAUAAAAUUGGCAUCGAAGUUAUAAAAUUAGUUUACUUUCCGGUCGAAUAGUAAUAAGCCUUAAAUCGAUGCCGUUUUUUUGAUAUUUACCUUCCGAUAAUCACAUGGAGAGUAAGACAUAAUUUGACGAAAUUAUUACCACGGAAGCUAUCUAUCCGGUAACAGCGCAUUGUAUUUGAAACUAAUAGCAAUGGGCGAACAAAUGUUAUAGUUAAAAACAAAAAAAAGGAAACCCAAAUACAAAGGUCAUCUAUCGAAUCAAUUCAUCGUAGAGAGAAAAAAAAACAAACAUCGAUCUGUCUCUUCGCCAGAAAGCAAAAUGUCAUUAGCGAUAAAACUUCUUAAUUAUAAAUACAUAUCGCAUCCAUUGAACAAAAAAAAAACCAACAGGUAAUAAAGAUCUUAUUAGGCAACGG
Toxorhynchites rutilus septentrionalis is the source of this 7039-nucleotide messenger RNA. RefSeq names its product unconventional myosin-Ib (gene Myo95E). NCBI's taxonomy places the organism in Eukaryota, Metazoa, Arthropoda, Insecta, Diptera, Culicidae. Gene Ontology annotation, cellular component: cytoplasm; vesicle; plasma membrane. The transcript is spliced from 20 exons. The record is from RefSeq and is a predicted model, not a curated record. Bases 648 to 4412 code for a protein of 1254 amino acids. Gene Ontology annotation, biological process: actin filament organization; vesicle transport along actin filament. Gene Ontology annotation, molecular function: ATP binding; actin filament binding; microfilament motor activity.